This is a messenger RNA of Anguilla rostrata (American eel), 1268 nucleotides long. RefSeq names its product V-type proton ATPase subunit G 1-like. The transcript is spliced from 3 exons. Lineage: Eukaryota; Metazoa; Chordata; Actinopteri; Anguilliformes; Anguillidae. Gene Ontology annotation, cellular component: vacuolar proton-transporting V-type ATPase complex. The coding region runs from base 141 to 497 and encodes 118 amino acids. Gene Ontology annotation, molecular function: proton-transporting ATPase activity, rotational mechanism. Gene Ontology annotation, biological process: proton transmembrane transport. The record is from RefSeq and is a predicted model, not a curated record.
AUGAUGUGCACGGCGCGUGAUGUCAGCAAGCUCAGUUUGCCUGUCCUCUUUGCCGACCUCCGCCAUCCAAACGCUCAAGCGUCUAGUCAAAAUCAUUUUCCUCUCCUGUUCCAACGCCUUUAACGAUACCUCAGCCAAACAUGGCCAGCCAGUCUCAAGGAAUUCAGCAGCUAUUACAGGCCGAAAAACGCGCAGCUGAAAAGGUUGCGGAGGCCCGGAAACGUAAGAAUCGUCGUCUGAAGCAGGCAAAAGAGGAGGCCCAGGCAGAGAUUGAACAGUACCGUCUACAGAGGGAGAAGGAGUUCAAGACGAAAGAAGCCGCAGCUCUUGGCUCCCAUGGGAACUCAGCAGUGGAGGUGGAUAAGGAGACCGAGGACAAGAUGGGUGGCAUCCAGAAAAGCUACCAGGUGAACCGAGAAGCAGUGCUGGGGAACCUGCUUAAAAUGGUGUGCGACAUUAAACCUGAGAUCCACGCCAACUACCGUGUGGCCGGAUAGGACAUUCCCCUUGCCCUUGAGAUGCGGCAGUAUAAGGACUUCUAUUGUGCAGCAAUUGGGGUUAGCUCAGAGAUGUAAGCUGGCUGUCAUUAUAGCCUUCUGAUUUGUGUUUAUGUUCUGAUUUUACUGCUCUGUGAUGCAUUGCCUUCACUUAAAGCAAACUCUUAGUUUAGAGUUUAAAAAGAAAACAUACUGACCCAGAUUAUUAAUAUUUGAAUGGCUAUAUUGUGUCCUGGUAUAAAAAAGGUUGACAAGAUAAUAUUCUAAAUGACAGUUAAAUCAUACGCCUGUACUGCUUAUGCCCAUUGGCUAAGAUGGCAAAGAAUUUGAGUUUGUUUUAAAGGUGAAUUACUGUGUUACCCAGCUGUAAAAUCUAUUAUGGGCCCAGACUGCAUGGCAAUGGAAGUCCUCUCCAUGCUGUAACUUAUUGAUGUCCAGAGGAUCAUUAGGAUCAAUAGUUGAGUGUUGUCUGUGAAGGCCAUGGCUGUGAGUGUACGUCUUGCUUUGAGUUGUAGUGUCUUUAUUUAUGGUGCUUUAUUUUGUCAAAUUUUAAAUUGUUGUUUGAUGUCAGGACCUAUGUAGAGCUGAACAGAAUUUUCUUUCCUCUAUCAGGUAAAACUUAAACAGCCUCUGUUUUCCUCACACAUCUGCAUAGUGAAAAUGCUGCCACACUUCCUGAUCUUCCUGUUCUUUUUCUCCUCUGUAUCUGUGGGACCGUGGUUUGGAAAAACUGCUGUAAUCAACUGGUGAUUAAACGUUUGAAAUUCUGGA